Molecule: messenger RNA, 5743 nt
Organism: Triplophysa dalaica
Lineage: Eukaryota; Metazoa; Chordata; Actinopteri; Cypriniformes; Nemacheilidae
Gene: pbrm1
Product: polybromo 1
Exons: 30
Coding region: 135-5006 (1623 amino acids)
Biological process (GO): chromatin remodeling
Cellular component (GO): RSC-type complex
Molecular function (GO): chromatin binding; protein binding
Source: RefSeq, a predicted model, not a curated record
UCCGCUUUCAGCGCUGCAUAGGGUUAAUUUUUUCCCUCUCGCAUUCUUAAUAAAUCAGACAGUCAGUCAGCCUCAGUGUUGAAUGCGUCUCGGUCCUCAGACAGCUCUCAGAUCAGACUCUGACGUCCUUUGAGAUGGGCUCGAAGCGACGGAGAGCCACUUCUCCGUCCAGCAGUGUGAGCGGAGGAGAUUUUGAGGACAGUCAGACCCCGUCCAUACCUUCAACCAGCCGAAAGAGGAGAAGAAUCACAAACAUUCCCACUGUUGACCCUAUUGCUGUGUGUCAUGAGCUGUACAACACUAUCAGAGACUACAAGGAUGAUCAGGGUAGAAUGCUUUGUGAACUUUUCAUAAGAGCACCAAAAAGAAGGAAUCAGCCGGAUUAUUAUGAUGUGGUGUCUCAACCUAUUGACAUGAUGAAGAUCCAGCAAAAGCUGAAGAUGGAGGAGUAUGAUGAUGUUGAGCAGCUCACAGCAGACUUUCAGCUCCUUUUCAACAAUGCCAAGACGUAUUACAAACCGGAGACUCCGGAGUUCAAGGCGGCGUGUAAACUUUGGGAUCUGUACAUCCGUACCAAAAAUGAGUUUGUGCAGCGUGGGGACUAUGAUGAAGAUGAUGACGAUGGUGAAGAUGCACAAGAAAACCCUGCAGGGUCCACCGAGGAGGAGUCCGUCUCAAGCCUUAAGGAAGUUCUCACGCAGCUUCUGGAUGCUGUGCUGACAUACACAGAACAUGGACGUGUCAUCAGUGAACUGUUCCAGAGACUUCCCUCUAAAGUGCAAUAUCCAGAUUAUUAUGCUAUUAUUAAGGAACCAAUAGAUCUGAAGACCAUUGCACAGAGAAUACAGAUGGGAUACUACAAAAGCGUAAACCAUAUGGCAAAACACAUUGACCUGUUAGCCAAAAAUGCCAAAUGCUACAAUGAACCCGGAUCCCAAGUAUUUAAAGAUGCAAACACUAUCAAAAAGAUCUUUGCACAGAGGAAGAUGGAACUUGAACACGCUGAGCCGGUUAAAACCAGCAUCAGAAUCAGGAAUAGGAGGUUUGCACAGGGAGAUCGUCUCUCUUCUAUCACUACAGCUCUACAGUAUGGUUCAGAGAGUGAAGAAGACGCCAUACUAACUGGCUCGAUUCAUUAUGAUGAGGGCGAGUCUGAAGCCGAGAGCAUCCACUCCAGCAUGGACGUGAGCAAUCCCAUCUUCCAGCUGUAUGAGGCAGUACGGGGCAGCAGGAACAGUCAAGGGCAACUCUUAGCCGAACCCUUUUUUCAGCUGCCCUCCAGGAAAGACUACCCUAACUACUUUCAGCAAAUCACCCAUCCGAUCUCACUCCAACAGAUAAGGAGUAAGAUGAGGAAUAAUGAGUAUGAUAGUGUGGAACAGAUGGAAUCAGAUCUCAACCUGAUGUUUGAGAACGCGAAACGCUACAACGUCCCCAACUCUCAGCUCUACAAGCGUAUGCUAAAGCUGCAGCAAAUAUUCCAGAUGAAGAGAAGAGAACUGAUGAGGAGAUAUGAUGAAGAUGGGGACAGCAUGCUCUCAUCCACUCUUUCUGAUGGGGGCACAACCAAACGCAAAAGCUAUAAGAAGAACACAAAGAAGAACCGAAUGAAGGCUCUAUAUGCUUCCGUGGCAGAGGCUCGAGAGAUGGGAACAGGGCGAAGGCUCUGCGAUCUCUUCAUGGUCAAACCCUCAAAGAAAGACUACCCAGAUUACUACAAGAUCAUACUGGAGCCAAUGGACCUGAGGACCAUAGACCACAACAUCCGCUCUGACCGGUACCCCAGCGAGGACUCAAUGAUGGAGAACAUGAAGCUGAUGUUCCGUAACGCUAGGCACUAUAAUGAAGAGGGAUCACAGGUUUACAAUGAUGCCAACAUUCUGGAGAAGAUUUUGAGAGAAAAGCGAAGGGACCUCGGACCCCCGCCUGAUGAUGAUGACAUCAUUUCACCCAAGAUGAAAAUUAGAAAGAGCGGCAUCUCUCCUAAAAAGUCCAAGUACCUAACGCCUCUGCAGCAGAAACUCAACGAACUUUACGAAUCUGUCAAGAACUACACCGACAAGCGUGGCCGUCGUCUCAGCGCCAUCUUCCUCCGUCUCCCAUCCCGUGCCGAGCUUCCCGACUACUAUGUGGCCAUCAAGAAACCCAUAGACAUGGAGAAGAUCAAGGGUCACAUGCUAUCCAACAAAUAUCAGGAUGUUGACGCGCUCGUGGAAGAUUUAGUGUUGAUGUUCAACAACGCUUGUACUUACAACGAGCCUGAAUCUCUCAUCUAUAAAGACGCAUUGGUGCUUCACAAAGUUCUUUUGGAGACCAGGAGAGACCUGGAUUGCGCUGAAGACGCCCGUGUUCCGGAUGUAGCGAGACUUAUUCAGGAACUGGUACGCAAUCUUUUUGUGUCCGUGCUUGGUCACCAGGACGAUGAGGGGCGUUGCUAUAGCGACUCGCUGGCGGAGAUUCCUGCCGCCGAUCCCAAUAAUCCAGAGAAGCCGCCAUUGAACUUUGAGAUCAUCAGAGCAAACGUGGAUAAAGGACGUUAUAGGCGACUAGACGUGUUCCAGGAUCACAUGUUUGAAGUCUUGGAGAAAGCCAGACGUCUGCAUAGGACGGAUUCAGAGAUCUUUGAGGAUUCUGUGGAGCUCCAGCAGUUCUUCAUCCGGAUCAGAGAUGAGCUGUGCAAGAACGGAGAGAUUCUCCUGUCGCCCGCCCUCAGCUACACCACUAAACACCUGCACAGUGAUGUGGAGAAGGAGAAGAAAGAGAAGCUGCCCAAAGAGUAUGAAGAGGAUAAACUCAAGAGAGAGGAGGAAAAGAAAGAGGCUGAGAAGAGCGAGGAUUCAGCUGGUGGUGGAUGGCAGGGAGUCCUUCAGCGUAACUUCAGUCAGGACUGCAGCUUUAAAGAUAACAUGUACCAUGUGGGAGAUUAUGUGUAUGUGGAGCCCACAGAACCUAACCUGCAGCCACACAUCGUAUGCAUAGAGCGCCUCUGGCAGGAUGAUGCAGGAGAGAAGUGGCUUUAUGGCUGCUGGUUCUACAGACCCAAUGAAACAUUUCACCUGGCCACACGCAAAUUUCUGGAAAAGGAAGUUUUCAAAAGCGACUACUACAACAAAAUUCCUGUCAGUAAAAUUUUGGGGAAAUGUGUCGUAAUGUUUGUAAAGGAGUAUUUCAAACUUCAGCCAGACAACUUCAGACCCGAAGACAUUUUUGUUUGCGAGUCUCGCUACUCUGCAAAGACCAAGUCUUUCAAAAAGAUCAAGAUGUGGACGAUGCCCCUGAGCUCUGUCAAGUUUGUUCCCCGUGAAGUGCCAUUACCUGUGGUCCGUGUGGCCUCGAUGUUCGCCCCCAAACUGGACAGCGAGAAGCCUCCCGAGGUGCCGGAAGAUGGCAAAGCUGCACCUUCUGUUAUAGAUAAAGAGAGAGAGGAUGUUACCAUGGAGAUCAGUAAUGGAGAACCAGGUUGUCAGUAUUAUGAGCAGCUCUGCUACAAUGACACGUGUUUAAAAGUGGGAGAUUGCGUCUACAUCCGAUCUCAUGUGCUCGUGCGCAACCGUGUGGGCAGAAUUGAAAAGAUGUGGGUGCGAGAUGGAGCUGCCUAUUUUUUCGGGCCCAUCUUUAUUCACCCGGAGGAGACCGAGCAUGAACCCACCAAGAUGUUCUAUAAGAAAGAAGUUUUUCUCAGCAACCUGGAGGAAUCCUGCCCUAUGACUUGUAUAGGAGGGAAGUGCACAGUGUCUUCUUUUAAAGACUUUCUGUCAUGCCGGCCGACUGAGAUGCCGGAGGAGGACGUACUGCUGUGCGAGAGCCGCUACAUUGAGAGCGAUAAACAGAUGAAGAAGUUCAAAGGGCUGAAGCGUUUCUCUAUGUCUGCCAAAGUCGUUGAAGAUGAAAUCUUCUACUUCAGAAAGCUCAUAGUUCCUCAGAAGGAGCCUUCCCCACUGUUGGAUAAGAAGAUCGAGGAGCUGGAGGCCAAGUUUGCUGAUAUGACGGACGAAGAGCUGGAGGAGCUGGGUGAUGAUGAUGGAGACGGCUCUGAUGGUCACAUGCCUCAGCUUCAGACUUCUCUGAGUGGCGACAUGGACAUGCUGCAUUACGCCCCACCACAGUCCACGCCGAAGUCAAUAAAGGGGCUGUCAAAGAAGGAAGGGGCAAAGAGGAAGAUCAACAUGAGUGGCUACAUCCUCUUCAGCAGCGAGAUGAGGGCCGUCAUCAAGGCCCAGCACCCUGACUUCUCUUUCGGAGAGCUUAGUCGACUGGUGGGCACAGAGUGGAGAAGCCUGGAGGCCACGAAGAAAGCCGAAUAUGAAGAGCGGGCAGCUAAAGUAGCAGAGCAGCAGGAACGAGAACGGGCGCAUCAGCAGAACCCGAGAGCAGGUACCCCAGUAGGGGCACUCAUGGGGGUGGUGCCUCCCCCGACCCCUAUGGGGAUGCUUAGCAACAGCAUGACGCCUAUGGCAGGCAUGAUGGGUAGCUACAGGCCUGUUGGUAACAUGAUUAACAAGGUCGGCAUGCCUCCUCAUCCCAUGAUGGUGCCUGCCUUACCCCUCCACCCUCUGUGGGGUAGGCCUGGUAUGCCAUAUCUGGGUAUGAAUGGAAUGACUCCGGGAUCCACAGGAAACACUUACGGGAAUCAGAUGGGCGUGAUGAACUCAGGCCAGCAGGCUCCUCCUCCGUACCCGGGUCAGGUUGGGCAGCCAGCUUUCCAGCAACCCUCCACACCCAUAUUUGUAGCUCCUCCUCCCAAACCCCAGCGUCUCCUACAUUCAGAGGCAUAUCUGAAGUAUAUCGAAGGUCUGAGUGCCGACUCCACUACUGUGAGCAAAUGGGACCAAACACUUUCUGUUCGCAGGAAAGAUGUGCGUCUCUCAAAAGAGCAGGAGAGCCGUCUCCCCUCUCAUUGGCUGAAGAGUAAAGGAGCCCACAAGACUAUGGCCGACGCUCUGUGGCGACUGCGGGACCUGAUGCUUCGCGACACUAUAAACAUUCAACAGACAUACAACAUCUAGAACAUUUGAAGCAUUCCCUCUCAUUCUCACUGCUGAGAAAAAGAGUCAUUCUUACAAGUUUAAUGUUGUGAUGAAAUAGCGUUAUUUUAGAGUUUUGUAAUGCUACGUAUAGUCCGUUGGCUUUGUUAGUGUUCAUGCCCUUUCAUUAUUCUUGACAGCACUUUGAAUUGUCUGACUUUGUAUGUUGGCUAUUAAAUGUUCUUAGACGGAUUUAAACAUUUUCAUAAAAUGAUAAACUUUUAAAGUGUUGACCUUAAUGUUGGUGCAUUGUUAUAUGUGACAAGUAGAUUUGUUAUGAAAGAAUGUAGUUAUGGCCGAUUUUGGGUCUUGUCUUGGUUGUUGAGAUUGUAUCUGGAUAAAAACAAGUUUUUUUUCAUAUUGUUCAAGUUGUACUAGUUAAACGUCGUUUUGGAAUGGACACCGUCUGCCUAAUGUUUCAAUAAACUAACAUGGACAAUUGGUAACAUGUUUUUUGUAUGUCUGGCUAAAUAACCCUUUCACAACUCCUAGAUGGUUACCAUUUGUUAAUUGUGAUGUUCAGCAUUAUUAAUCCUAUUAAACAGCCUAUCUCAAAGGACAGGGGUUAUUAUAGGUUUACUUUAUUUAUGAAAGAAUUGUUCAAAUGCUUUGAACUUUCACGGAAGAAAGGUGUGAUAUUAUUGGUUUUCCUCUGUAUGUGUGGGUUGUUUUGAUACUGGGUAUGCAGGUGUGUAUAUAUAAAUAGUAUGUUUUUUGAA